UACUCGGUAGUUUAUUUUUCAAUUUUCAUACACCAUUAUUGUCAAUGUUUUAUACUAAUCAAGUGAUAAUAAAAAGCAGAAGUGUAAUUAUUAUAAUAUAAAUAGACUUCAAAUGUAAUUUUAUUUUAGUUUUUUUAAUUUACUUAAAACUUUAAGUAUUCGUCUAAGUUCAAAGUGACAACUGUUAGUAACCGCAAGUUUAGUGUGGCAAAAAACGUUGCUGUAUUAUUAUACAGCAAUUGUAAUCAUGCCGUACAGUAUUUUACAGUUGUAUACAAUCACUAUACGUUAAAGGUGUAAAAUAAAUUAAUUAAAAUAUCCAGUUCAAAACAAUCACAGGCCAGGUGCCUACGUUAUUUCGCCUUUUCAAAAAUUGUAUUUAAUCAAAAAUAGAAAAUACUACGUUACUGAAUUCUAUUAAAUCAAAAGAAUUGUUUUUAAAAGGUUGCUAAACUAUACCUAAACAAUGGCAUUCACCAAAACCAUUUUACUUACUAUUACGUUAUUUCUUGCUUCACAUGCUGCAUAUAAAUAUUAUCGAAGGAAACCGAAAAGGCGACUAAUCAACGAUGUUAUAAUGUUUUCGAACAAAAAUUCAAAAUUUAAAUCAAGCAAGCAGAACUUAAAUGAGAGUGUCGAAAAGCUACUCAGUUAUUUAAGCUCGAGCUGCCACAGUCUGGAUAUAUGCAUGUAUGUAUUAACAAAUUCAGAAAUUACAAACAUCAUCAUUAAACAGCACCUACGUGGUGUAAAGAUACGUGUUAUUCUAGAUGCCGAUAUGGCAUUCUCAUCCGGGUCUACUGUAAAGCGUUUAGAAAAACAUGGAAUACAUGUACGCUGGAUGAAAGCAACAGAAAUUAUGCAUAAUAAAUUUUGCAUUAUUGAUGGAGCUACUACAGAAGACUGUAUACCCUUUGUUAUGACAGGGUCAUUAAAUUGGACAAAUCAAGCUUUGUACAGGAAUUGGGAAAAUGUUCUUGUAACAUCUCAAAAACAUAUUGUUUAUUUAUACAAGGUUGAGUUUGAGAAAAUGUGGGAAGAAUUUAAACCUAUAGUCAAAAUAGGUAGAUAAUUUAUUAAAACUUUAUGUUUCUAGAUGUUUAAUCUAUGUUAAGUUGACUUUAUUGAUAUUUUAGGCAAAUAUUUAUUUCAAAGUGCAUUUAAGUUUAGCAUAUAUUGUUAAACUUAAAUGCACUGAUUAUAUUGUCUAAGAUAUAAAUAAGUCAAUCUUCAACGCAACUUCUUUCUUGACAAUCAAAGAACUAAAUAUUAAUCUAAAGUUUAUUUGGCUUGUUUGUUCUUUAUAUAAAGUAUUUAGUGGAUGAUGUAUUUGAGUAUCGGUGCUUCUUUUUACUUUUUACUCUAAGUUUUAUGUGAUACUUUGUAUGAGUUAACUGUCAUGGUAGUCUUAUAAUAAAUAUUAGUUUCUUAA
This is a messenger RNA of Pieris rapae (cabbage white), 1432 nucleotides long. RefSeq names its product mitochondrial cardiolipin hydrolase. Gene Ontology annotation, cellular component: mitochondrion. The transcript has a single exon. The coding region runs from base 467 to 1072 and encodes 201 amino acids. Lineage: Eukaryota; Metazoa; Arthropoda; Insecta; Lepidoptera; Pieridae. Gene Ontology annotation, biological process: piRNA processing. Gene Ontology annotation, molecular function: RNA endonuclease activity producing 5'-phosphomonoesters, hydrolytic mechanism. The record is from RefSeq and is a predicted model, not a curated record.